GAAUAAAUGUAAAAUUUCAGGCCGACGUUGUAAGUGCAGCAUCAACUCUGGGACUUUUUGGCCAGGUGUACGACGCUAGCUGUCUAUCUAACUACACUGAAAUACUUUGUUCAUACGAGGAAGGCACGAUAAAGUACACUCCUGCAUCAAUUUAUAUUUACCCCUCAAAUGGAAUCCGAGGACCUCAACCAAGCAUAUCUCUCCUUCACCUAUAUUCAAGAUCGUAUCCAACCACUGCCACCUAUACCAGAUACGACACAAGUACGUCAACGGGAAGUUAAUCAUUUGAGAGUUCAAUCUGAAAUGGAUUCUUCAACUCCACGAAGCGGUUGGUCUGUCCAUGGACUUCAAAGUGCAUGGGGAAACAUCGGGGCUAGUAGUGAUCCAAGUGAUUCUCCAACGAGUGUUGAAUGGCGAGAGAGUUCUACUCCUGCUGCUAGAAUACAAGAUUCGACGACUCAGAGAUGGACUUCUACAGUGGAUGAUCGAACCUUUAUGGGGGAUUGGAACUUUGCUACUCAAGGUGACCAAACCGAAACCAAUACCAACACAUCUUCAUACCCUCAUCCAGAUUUAUCACUACCCCAUCCAAACCUAAAUCUCGAUUUCCGUAUGUCGGUUUCCCUGAACCCUCGUAUUUCGGUUGGCCAAACACCAUUUGGACAUCGAAAUUGGAUAUCAUUCACAGGGGGUGUGUGGUCUGGAUCAUGGGGGUCAGGAAUCGUAUUACCCGGAGGCCAAGAUAGCCAACUGAUAAUACCCGACGGAUCAGCCCGGCUCGAAACUAAUUAUUUACUCCAAACUCAUGAUGAUCCUCCAGCACAUAUUGCCAUCAAAACGCAUGGUUGGAGAACGGGUACUCCUGAAGUAUUAGCUCGGCUAGCGGACCCUGCAUUAGCUGAUCAAGUUGACCCGAAUAGUUAUAGAUUUAGGCUGUUUAUUGAGAUGGAGACAGGUGAUGAAAGAUAUUGUUCAAAGGUCAAUUGUGGAAUGUGGGUGGGUAGUGGAAUGAGAAAGGGGGCAGAGGUAAUCUAUGAGUAAGUGGUCAUUAUUCAAACUUGGCCCUCGAUGCAACUGACAAUGUUGAUGUAGUGCAUAUCGAGUAUUAUAAGACUAGGUCGCAGAGCUCAUAGAAGAGGAAGUAGUGGUUGGUGAAAACACA
Molecule: messenger RNA, 1162 nt
Organism: Botrytis cinerea B05.10
Lineage: Eukaryota; Fungi; Ascomycota; Leotiomycetes; Helotiales; Sclerotiniaceae
Exons: 4
Coding region: 169-1041 (290 amino acids)
Source: RefSeq, a predicted model, not a curated record